Molecule: messenger RNA, 600 nt
Organism: Rangifer tarandus platyrhynchus (Svalbard reindeer)
Lineage: Eukaryota; Metazoa; Chordata; Mammalia; Artiodactyla; Cervidae
Source: the annotation of a GenBank genome assembly
AUGCACGAGCCCGUGCCCCCGGGAUCCCACUUCCUCCCGCCCGCCCUCUCCACUGCCAAGGACGGCCGCCGGGGCGGACCGGCUACACAGCUGCUCCAGGACCGGAGGCUGAGCUCGGCCAGCGGAUUAGCAGCAGGGAGGCGCUGGGCGGGAAGCGGAGGGGGUUGGGACCGACCACGCCACGCGGCGCCCAUCCCCCACCCGCACCACCACCUAUUGCGGCCUCUGCUCUCAACCCGCCCGCCCAGCUCGCUGCAGCCUUUCAGGCCUCCACCAACCGGCUCGCAACACUCCCGUUUUCCCACCGCCGCCGGGGAGGUCCGAGAGAAGGAAAAUGGCGGCCCCGCGCUCGCCGUCCCGCCUCUGUACCCACCUCAGGCUUGCGGAGGAGGCCGCCGCCUACCGCUGCCCUCCGCGGGGACAGCCCAGCCCUCGCGCCCGCCGCCCGCCGCCACCCGAGAGCUGCACACGAGGACCCGGAUGGAGGAGGCGCGGGCGGGCGGGCCGCAGCAGCCAGAGGGAAGGCAGCGCGGGCACCGGGAGGCCGAGGCAUGGGCGGGCUCAAGAGCAGCGCACGAACUCAUUGGCGGGACCGUUUGA